Messenger RNA from Schistosoma bovis, 324 nucleotides. The record is from the annotation of a GenBank genome assembly. NCBI's taxonomy places the organism in Eukaryota, Metazoa, Platyhelminthes, Trematoda, Strigeidida, Schistosomatidae.
AUGACGAGUGCAAAAAAGCAACCAUACGUUAAUCCAAGAAUUAGAGGGAUAUCAGGCGAUGAUGAAAAAGAAGUAUUAAGAAAGCUACAACUGUUGUGUCGAUACGAUAGUGAGAAUGAAAUGGUAAAUUUAGAAACGGUUACAAACAAAUGGAAAAAAGCAGCUUGGAAGGCACUACAAGAACUGAUUUCUUUUUCUGGAGAGAAAACAACUGAACAAGAAAUAUUAAGUAAAGUGGGGAUAGAUCCUGCUACUAUCACACUCAAACCAGAAGAAUUGUAGUACCGGGCAAAUAACUGUUUAUAUAAUACAUAUUCACACUCC